CCGGGCUCUCGGGGGCGCACAGCGGCGCGCUCGCACCGCUCGGCUCCGCGAGGCUCUCGGCGGCCAGGGCGCAGGGCUGAGCGAGCGUCCGGGCAAGGCAGCUGCGGCUCCUGCGCGCGGUCCCGCUCCCUGCCGCUACCCCGGCGCGGCCACCCCCUUUGCCAUGGCUUUGGCGGACAGCACACGUGGAUUACCCAACGGGGGCGGCGGCGGCGGCGGCGGGGGCGGCAGCGGCUCCUCGUCGUCCUCGGCAGAGCCGCCGCUCUUCCCCGAUAUCGUGGAGCUGAACGUGGGGGGCCAGGUGUAUGUGACCCGGCGCUGCACCGUGGUGUCGGUGCCCGACUCGCUGCUCUGGCGCAUGUUCACGCAGCAGCAGCCGCAGGAGCUGGCCCGGGACAGCAAAGGCCGCUUCUUUCUCGACCGAGACGGCUUCCUCUUCCGCUACAUCUUGGAUUACCUGCGGGACUUGCAGCUCGUGCUGCCCGAUUACUUCCCCGAGCGCAGCCGGCUGCAGCGCGAGGCCGAGUACUUCGAGCUGCCCGAGCUCGUGCGCCGCCUCGGGGCGCCCCAGCAGCCCGGCCCGGGGCCGCCGCCGCCGCACUCGCGGCGCGGGGUGCAAAAAGAGGGCUCGCUGGGCGACGAGCUGCUGCCGCUCGGCUGCGCGGAGCCCGAGCAGCAGGAGGGCUCCUCGGCCGGGGCGCCGUCGCCCACGCUGGAGCUGGCUAGCCGCAGCCCGUCCGGGGGCGCGGCGGGCCCGCUGCUCACGCCGUCGCAGUCGUUGGACGGCAGCCGACGCUCGGGCUACAUCACCAUCGGCUACCGCGGCUCCUACACUAUCGGGAGGGACGCGCAGGCGGACGCCAAGUUCCGGCGAGUGGCACGCAUCACCGUGUGCGGCAAGACGUCGCUGGCCAAGGAGGUGUUCGGGGACACCCUGAACGAGAGCCGGGACCCCGACCGGCCGCCGGAGCGCUACACCUCACGCUAUUACCUCAAGUUCAACUUCCUGGAGCAGGCCUUCGACAAGCUGUCCGAUUCGGGCUUCCACAUGGUGGCGUGCAGUUCCACGGGCACCUGCGCCUUCGCCAGCAGCACCGACCAGAGCGAGGACAGGAUCUGGACCAGCUACACCGAGUACGUCUUCUGCAGGGAGUGAGCUCCCCAGACCCCCUCGUGACUCCAGCGCGCCCAUUCCCCCUCCUUCCUGCCCCGGAGAGGGUUAUAGAUCUUCUCUCCCACCCCACGCCCUCCCCUUCCCCUGUUCCCCAUCUCCAGUAGCUGGGCCAGACCCACUCGCCCCUCACUUCCGAACCUGCAGCCGCAAAUCCUCUCGGCUUCUUCGUCUUAUUUGGACCCCACUAACCGAGAGAGCCCAGAAGUACCCCCUUCCCCUCCACCCCAGGCUUCCUUUGCCCCCUGCCUCAAACCUCCCCUCUCCCUGGAUAGUCCUUCAAUCUGGACUAGUGGGGCAGUGUGGCCACAAAGUCACCGAGUACCUGGGAAUGAUUGAGUUGUUCAGAACCUGAUUGGACUCUGUCCAGUGUGUAGAAGAUUCCUUGCAAUCUUUUCAAGCCCUUGUGACUCGUUCGCGGUGUAAGAGAUCAGACUUGAUAAGACUGUUUGAGAAUAGUCUUUUAAAAGGUCAUUACCCGGUCUUUUUGACCUCUUUAAAGGUAGAGUUUUGGAAGUCUGGAUGGAAGACUGUGGACCUGGAGUUAGGAUCCCAUGGAGGCAGUUCAGUGACUAUAAGUGAAUAAAAUUUUGAAAAGUUACAGGUAGAAGUAGAAGAAUCUAGUGCUGGCACAAUGAAGGAUCGUAUCUUUUCCAUGCAGAAUUAAAGGUCUUCGCCUGUGGCUUAAACUUGUAGAAAGUUCCCCUCCUGCCUGAGGAGGCUCCCUUCCUCCUCGGCUCUCCGCCAGAAGCCCUUGGUUCGACUGGUUGACAUGGCAGCCAUUAUUGGCAAGAGGGAGAAAGAGCGCUGCAACGGAGAAGGGCAAGAUAGCCCAGGUCACCAAGCACUGCAGGAAGUCACCUGGCAGUGACUGUAAACGGAGCUGGAUAGUAAUGCACGUCGUGGGUAUUAGGAAAGCCCGUAUUCUUGCAGUGAAUGGCAGUAGGACUUUAGCUCUUAAAACUUGGGGAGUG
This is a messenger RNA of Diceros bicornis minor, 2145 nucleotides long. It is a transcript of the gene KCTD12, whose product is annotated as potassium channel tetramerization domain containing 12. Gene Ontology annotation, biological process: protein homooligomerization; regulation of G protein-coupled receptor signaling pathway. Gene Ontology annotation, cellular component: postsynaptic membrane; presynaptic membrane. Gene Ontology annotation, molecular function: protein binding. The record is from RefSeq and is a predicted model, not a curated record. The transcript has a single exon. Bases 164 to 1156 code for a protein of 330 amino acids. NCBI's taxonomy places the organism in Eukaryota, Metazoa, Chordata, Mammalia, Perissodactyla, Rhinocerotidae.